Molecule: messenger RNA, 3932 nt
Organism: Anarrhichthys ocellatus (wolf-eel)
Lineage: Eukaryota; Metazoa; Chordata; Actinopteri; Perciformes; Anarhichadidae
Gene: nr2f5
Product: nuclear receptor subfamily 2, group F, member 5
Exons: 4
Coding region: 816-2042 (408 amino acids)
Biological process (GO): regulation of DNA-templated transcription
Molecular function (GO): sequence-specific DNA binding; zinc ion binding; DNA-binding transcription factor activity
Source: RefSeq, a predicted model, not a curated record
CUCUCGGAGAUGGGGCGGACAGUUGAAGGGUGAAGCGAUACACUCGAGCGGCAAAACGAUUGUCGUGCGCGUUAACAGUCUCCGUUGAAGCUUCUGCUGCACGCGGACGAUCACCGAGGAUAUUUAGAGUGCGCGUGUUGGGUAAAUUAGGAUCAGAACCUCACUGCGGCGCGCAAGGAACCAGAGGAACGGGGAUUGCUUCGGGUCCUGCGCUUUACAACGUCUCCAAGAGCUUGCCGGGACUAAAUAAAUCCGUCACAGGACAACAUGAAAUGCGGUCAUUCAGGAGGCAGAAUUUAUCUCGCGCGAACCCAAACGCGGUAGGCUAUUGAGCGGCGGAGAGACUGGAGCGAGCGGCUGAGAGGCGAAACAUUGCUGUCUGUUGUAUUCCGUCGUCUUUUCAAAUUCUAGAGAAGAAGAAGUAAGAUAGCGUAUUAUUAUAUUUUACAGCUGACUUAACCGGACUGACUUUUCCAAGAGGUUACACUCUGAAGAACAACGUGUUUAUGGAUUGCUGCGCACCGAGGGACACCGGGAGUUGUAGGCUUCGCUCUUUUGCAUCGAUCAUGUUGAUACCUCGCUGUUGCUGUGAACUUUGGUAGAUGUUUGCAGAAAGACCAUAUAUAGAUACACGUUUUGAAUACAAACACGCUCAUAAACGCGCAGAUUGACCUCUGCAGAGGAAGUGGGAAGCGCCUUUUCGCCCCCCCCCCCCCCCCCCCCUCGUUUUUCUCUCCCAAGACGUCGGGACGGAUCUCUAUCACUCAGUCGCUCCUUCUGUGAUUUUAACAAAGACCAAAGUGUCUGGGGAUAGCAUGGCAAUGGUAGUAAACCAGUGGCCAGAGAACAUUUCUGCAGAUCCGGGGUCCCAGCUCCAGAUAUGCGGCCAGGAGCCCGGCGGGGCGCCGGGAACCCCCAACGGUUCCACCCCGGGGAAUGACACACUUUCCGGGGACAAGAUCCCCAACGUGGACUGCAUGGUGUGCGGGGACAAGUCCAGUGGGAAGCAUUACGGCCAGUUCACCUGCGAGGGAUGCAAAAGCUUCUUUAAGCGCUCGGUGAGGCGGAACCUCUCGUACACCUGCCGGGGGAACCGAGACUGUCCCAUCGACCAGCAUCACCGGAACCAGUGCCAGUACUGCCGGCUGAAGAAGUGCCUCAAAGUCGGCAUGAGAAGAGAGGGUAAGACCAUAGCUGUACAGCGAGGACGCACAUCGAACUCCCAGAGCAGCCCAGGACAGUACCUGACCAACGGCACCGAUCCGUACAACGGCCAGCCCUACCUAUCCGGCUUCAUUUCUCUGUUGCUGCGCGCCGAGCCCUACCCCACAUCUCGCUACGGGGCCCAGUGCAUGCAGGGAAACAACCUGAUGGGCAUUGAGAACAUCUGCGAGCUGGCGGCCAGGCUGCUCUUCAGUGCUGUUGAGUGGGCCAAGAACAUCCCUUUCUUCCCCGAUCUGCAGCUCAUGGACCAGGUGGCGCUGUUGCGCAUGUCAUGGAGCGAGCUCUUCGUGCUCAACGCCGCCCAGUGCUCCAUGCCGCUCCAUGUGGCCCCUCUGUUGGCAGCUGCAGGCCUGCACGCAUCGCCCAUGUCAGCGGAGCGCGUGGUGGCCUUCAUGGACCACAUCCGUGUCUUCCAAGAGCAGGUGGAGAAGCUGAAGGCCCUGCAGGUCGACACGGCAGAGUAUUCCUGCCUCAAGUCCAUCGUGCUCUUCACGUCUGAUGCUAUGGGGCUAUCAGACGUCGCCCACGUGGAGAGCAUCCAGGAGAAGUCCCAGUGCGCCCUGGAGGAGUAUGUAAGGAACCAGUACCCCAGCCAGCCAAACCGCUUCGGACGCCUCCUCCUCCGCCUGCCCUCCCUGCGCAUCGUCUCCUCUCCGGUCAUCGAGCAACUGUUUUUCGUCCGCCUGGUAGGCAAGACGCCCAUCGAGACGCUGCUCCGCGACAUGCUGCUCUCGGGUUCCAGCUACAACUGGCCCUACAUGCCCACCGUGCAGCGCGACCGGCCCAUCUCCCUCCACUACAACGAGAACGGGCCCUGAGGUGGAGAGGCAGACGAGACAGAGGAGGAGGAGCUGUGGAUGAAAUGCAGGCUUGAACGUCCAUCUGACUUCUCACCCAUCCACCCAGCCAUCCAUCCAUCCUUCAUUCAUUUCAACGUCUCCCUCACCAUUCCGCUCAAAAAACCCAAACUGACAAUGUAAUCCAUUACCGUCCCGGUUACACAAGCCAGCCAAUCAUUCACCGUGGGCCAUUGCAGAGACUCGGUGGCUCGUAGCAUCCCGUCAGCCGACGGUGCAGUCUACCUUUUGAGAUGUGGCGCGAGAUGGACAAGUUGGUAGAACAAGUUAUUGCGCAGUUCACCAGCAGGUCUGUUGGACUCACUUCAGAUGUCAGUCUCAAACCCCAUGAAAACAGAUGCAGAAAAAAGACAAAACAGUUGGUUUAUUGUUGGUGCUAGCCUACAUUUAUAGAGGCUGUGUACGAGCAUCUCAGUAGGACGGAUACUAAGCAAGGGCUUUGCCAAUGGGACUCUAAAACCAAGAGCACAAGGCCCACUGUAUAAUAUACCAAUUUUUUGAAAAGAAAGCCUGAAGCCAUUAAAAGAAGACAAAUGCCAAAAUGUCUUGGACUUUUGCAGAGGAUAUGUUUUAAUGUGCGUGUGUUUGUAUUAGCACUGUUUAUAUGGAGAGAAAACCCAUGAUUGUGUCCAUAUGUACAGUAUAUUGUUGAUUCAUAGGCAUCUAUAGCAUAGUAGGGUUCAAUGGGAAAAGCUCAGGUUCAAAGGGGGAGGUAGCCAGACAGACAUGCCAAUAUCAGAACAAGAACAAAAUACCAGUACAAAUUUAAAGCAGCCUGUGCCAAAGCUGAAAAAUGCAAAUUGUUUGGAUAUGUUUGUGGUAGUGUUGGUGAUGAACAUUUUGUGUCUCUAAUUUGACUAUAUACUUGUUUUGGGGUCUCAGGGGCAGAGAAGGCAAAAACAAACCAGCCUAGGCACUUGCAUUGUGAACUAGUCAGAACCUACACUUAUUCACUCCUGAGAAAUCACAGCACUGGUAGAUUCUCGCUGCCCUUAUGUCAUUUGAUCGAUCUACCUUUUCACUUAUUCAAAAGGCCCAUUGAAACUUCUUACAUGCUGUUUUCACAGGAGUAACACAACACAUGCUCAUUUUUGUUUUAUUGUCUUGAUUGUCAAUAUUGGACCUUAUGAAUUGGGGGGGAGGGGGAGGGGGAGCAUUUUACAAAACUAGCUGUACUUGCCUUAGAACAAAGAUUUUGUCACUGAGCAUUUAUCUUAUGACUGUGCCAUAAUCUCUCGUUACCUGUUAUAACAGGUAUUAUGUCCUGUCAGGAGAGGAAAUUGAACUCACGCGAUGUAAAAAUGAUUAAUGUGCACAUAAAGUCAUAGAAAAGUGAUGCAAACUAUGGAGAUUUUUUUAAUCCAUCAAUAGAGAGAACAGAUAUUUCUGCUUUAACAUCAUCAGCACUUUCGUUUUUUUUAGACUUCAUGCGAGUUCUUUUCCACUUCCUGAUGAUAUUGUCAUGUAGGGAAAACCCCCUCGACUCAUGUCCUUUGAGCUUAUCGUACCGAUAUCCGAGCGAAAAGUAUCACUAACCUCUGAAAACCUCAGUCUCUGUUACAAUACUAUCCCAGACUUAUGACUGUGACUUAGUUUAGGACUAUUUUAAGUUGUUGUUGUUUUUUUUCUUCUUCCCCUUGGUGGAAGUUUGUUUUGACAACCUGUCUCACAUUUCCAACAUGGCACUGUGGUAUCAACUUUGGCAUUGGAAAAGCCAUCUGGGACCUUAGAAAGCUGUCUGUUGAUAAAUGAAUUCACAGAAAGCUCCUAUGAGUUUUGUUUUUAUCCCCUCUUCUUUUGUUUGGAAAUAUGGAUUAUCCAUUAAUUGAAAUAAAAUUCUGUUCACAGUAA